Molecule: messenger RNA, 3421 nt
Organism: Penaeus chinensis
Lineage: Eukaryota; Metazoa; Arthropoda; Malacostraca; Decapoda; Penaeidae
Product: ketosamine-3-kinase-like
Exons: 10
Coding region: 1394-2314 (306 amino acids)
Source: RefSeq, a predicted model, not a curated record
CCAUAAAAUUCCCGAUGAAUGCAGUUUGUGAAAUUACUGUGUUGUAAACGGUUUCAUACAGUUUUGAUUUUUGGACCUUCCUUAAAUACCAAACGUGGCAAAUAUCCUAAAUUAUUUAUACAUGUAUAACAAUCCAAAAUUAGUUCUAAUAUGUAGGUUGCCAAGGGAAAUUAUGAGAUUUGAAAUGUAUCAGACGUAUUUGGUUUCACAAAGUUAUAUUUACGCAUAUAAUAUAUAUUUCAUGCAAAGGCUACUCGUCAUUGAAUGCUUGCGAAUCCUGAUAUCGAAAAAUUAAAGUAUUCUGUCUGCAAAGAAUUGUUUUAGCCCGCGAAAACCAACCAUAGCGGCGAUAUUGGCUCAAGCAGAGAGUGGCGCAUCAUCGAGCUACGUCUCAGGCCUCCGACCCUGUCGGGGCUCUAGCAUAACUAAACUUCAUCAUGUGUAUUUUGUCAUUAUAGGGCUUUUGGCAUUCCUGUUGUUUUAUCAUCAUUAUCACCAAGUUAGGAACUGGUCCAAGAUCAAACUUGCCAGAAUAUAUGUGGUGAAUUGUAAGCGCGGCGAGCAAUGGAUGGCAUCCCACAAUCAUGGCUAGAAAUGCUUCCCUCUUCAGUGGCAUUGAAAGAGUUACACAUUACCCACCCUAUUUAGAAGAUCAGAAGGGGUGAGUCCGCCCUAAAUUGCAUAUAAACCGUAAAUCGUACGAUGAUUGCGUAUUGCAUUGUCAUUAAGAUAAAUUGAGGUAAAGAUGUUUUCCGAAAUCACUCUGGAAUAUAGACAUUGCAAACAGUCCAUGCACAUCAAAUUCAUUAGCGUCCUAUGUUGCAUAGAAUUUCCAAAAUAGAAAAGGGUUCGAUGGUAAUAAUAAAUGGUUUAAUAGUAAAAGUCUGCAUAACGCUUUUGGGAGAGGCUUUAGGGCCAUUCCAAGGCGUUUCGAAGGGUUCCAGGCACAGUGCCUGUAACUUGAUAACCCAUGCAAGUUGCCACGGUUUUAAAAUAUUAUUUUUGUGUCAAUAUGAUACAUGAUUCUGUUUAAAGAGUGUGUGUGUGUGUGUGUGUGUGUGUGUGUGUGUGUGUGUGUGUGUGUGUGUGUGUGUGUGUGUGUGUGUGUGUGUGUGUGUGUGUGUGUGUGUGUGUGUGUGUGUGUGUGUGUUUAUUCAUUCCCUGAAAUUUGGAUUUAAUUAUAUCCACAUCAAUGUAAACUUACUUUAUUUUAUCAUAGCAGUCUCUCACAUUUUAAUACUUUAUCCUAAAAAAAAAUAUUUGCUUUUCAAACACAAAUAAAGGGUAUAGAUUAUCCUUUAUACCCUAGAAAGGAUAAUUUGACUUUCAUUUGCUGUCAUGGAAUGUGUUUCCUAUUUAUAUUGCCUAGUAAAGAUUGAAAAUUUGGUGAAAGAUGUUUAAAACUAUUAAGGAAGCCCUUGGUAUUACCUACCUCAGGAGUACAGGCCAAGGAGGUGGUGGAUAUAUUAGCGAGGGAGAAAUAUACAAGACAGAUAAAGGGCAAUUGUUUUUGAAAAGGAAUGCAGAUCCAAUGGCUCGACAAAUGUUUGAUGGGGAACUUGAAGGCCUGAAAGCCAUAAUUGCCACUGGAACUGUAAGAGCUCCUGAGCCACAUUUUGUGAUAGAUAACCCAGAUGGAGGCGCUGUUCUUGUCAUGGAGAGCCUAGAUAUGAAGGACAUUAAAAAUCACUCGGCUGCAUUGGGGGAGCAGGUGGCCAGAAUGCACCUGCAUAAUCUAGAAGAAAUUAAGAAAUAUGACAAUUGCAAUAGUCGUGUUGGUCAAAAUCAGAAUUGUGAACCAGUUAUGCAGUUUGGGUUCCCUGUUACUACUUGUUGUGGUUAUAUACCUCAAGACAACACCUGGUGUGAUGAUUGGUUGGUGUUUUUUUCAAGAAAACUUCAGUUGCAGUUCACCUUAAUAGAAAAAGAGUUUGGCAAUCGUGAAGUAAGAGAGCUCUGGUCGUUUUUACAACUGAAACUUCCUCAGUUUUUCAAGGAUGCAGACGUAAAGCCAUCUUUAUGCCAUGGAGACUUUUGGAGUGGUAAUGUAGCUGAAAUUACCAAUUGUCCAGGUGUGAUUUUUGAUCCUGCUGCAUUCUAUGGCCAUUUUGAAUUUGAUUUAGCAAUUGCAAAAUCGUAUGGAGGUUUUGAUAAGCAAUUCUGGGAAAGUUACUACAAUGUACUUCCAAGAGCUAAAGGAUGGAAUAAGAGAUACAAGGUGUACAAGCUCUUUGGCCUGUUGCUUGAAUGGAAUCACUUUGGGAAUAUGAACUGUGCUGCAGCAGUCCACUUGAUGAGGGAUUUGUGCUGGUAAUAUUCAUACUCCUUGAGAUGAUCCAUGAUGAAGAAUAGAUUUUUCAUGACCUGAAAGAGGGUUGAGAUCAGCACAUUAUCUCAUCUGGUCUUCUGUAGACAUGGCAAGGAUGAGGCAAUAAGAAUUUUAGCCCACCUAUUCAAGGUCUUAAAGAAGGAUUCUUCUGAGUUGCAGCUAGUUCAAGAUGUGCCUUAAACUUCAACAGGAUACUCUGGAGCUGUUUCAUAACUUAAUAAUCAUGUAGUCCUCUGAAUGCUUUUGUAGUUGUGUAAUUCAUUUUGAUUUAUUCCCAGCCGUUAUCAAGUCUAUUUUUAGUGCAUUAAUAUGAUGGAGUGUCUAUAACAGUGGUUCUCAACUUGUAUGUUGUGAUUACCUUCCAAGUGUUGCCUAAUAUUUUGCAGAUGAAUAUACCUUUCUUUUGAAAUACCCCCAUUUUAGUCUGAAACUUUAGAAAAAUGCAGAAAGUUAAUAUUAGUUAACCUAAAUUUCCAAUUAAUUAUAGAUUAUUUAGUUAUCGUAGAGAGUAAUCUUACAGUAGUUCCUACAUUUUCAAAUGAAUAUAGUAAGUGUUUACAUGUGUAAUACAUUUGUAUUCCUAUAAUAAUGGAGUAAAUAGCUAGUUUGUCGUAGAAAUCAAGGUUAUAUUUUUAGUGAGUUGUCAAACUGAAAAAGUUGAGAACCACUGGUCUAUAACAUGUUAUAGUAGACUUUUAUAACACAGUAUCUCAAAUAAUUUUUCCUCUUUGCAUUGAUUACUCUGUCAACUCAGUGUGUGCUCCCUCCCAUACUUCUCUUUCACAUCUAUUGUUUGUCCCUACCAAGAUGUUGGUCAUAUAUCUCUGUAUUUAAAUAUUACCUUUGAUAAUUGUUUUGUUGCUCUCCUCUGCAUACAUUCAAUUACAUGAUUUGUAACUUGUGUGAAGCUCAACCUGUACUUGCAUAAUCCAGAUGCAUUUUCACCAUAACUUUCUAUAGUGUGAAAAAUGUUUCUUUUUUGAGAAAUCUGUAUGAUCCUUGAAUCUUUUCCAUGCUACAACUUGCUGUGUGGAUUAUCUUGUUGAUAGGGCUAUCAACUUUCAGGUUUUUUUCAAUAAAUACCCCUAUGCC